GCUUCCACUUCCAGCUGCAAGAAGACAACGGGGACAUCCAUGCACGAACACCGAAAAGGCCACAGCAUUUAGGCGCGAGCUCACCCACGGAGGGAGAAAAGCAAAGGAGAUGGGGGUUGCGUCCAUGAGUUUGGAAGUCUAUUGUCCAAGUUGCUGAUGUUAGGGUUCUGGGGGUUUUCUAGCAAGCUUGAGAAUGCCACAAUUCUGUGAAGGAGAAACUAUGGAAGAAUGCCUUUUUGACGGCGACAAAGUGUUGUUGCCAACAAGCUUGGUUUGUCGGGCCGAUGUUUUCAAGGAUGUUUUGAGCUACGAAACAUGGAAGACCAAGUUGACUUCGGAUGAACGAGCCUCCUUGUCACAUCUCUUGCCCAAGGGAACUGCUAAAGAGCAAGAAAAGGCUUUACGUGAGCUUUUUAGUCGGAAAAAUGUCUUCUUUGGAAGCCCACUGGAUCGUUUCCAGGAGCAGCUGGCUGUGGGUGACUACAGUCCCGACGUCUGCAUGGCUAGGGAUCAAGCCAUCUCUGAUGACUACAAAGAUUAUCAGCAUCGCACAUGCACAUAUUUCCGUCGCCUUGUCGAGGAUCUGAUGGUAAAAAAAGAGUCCAUGGUAUCAUCUUUAUUGACACCAGGUGCGUCCAAGACUCCUACAAUCAUGCCAGCACAGCAACAGCACUUGGCUGUGUGCUCAUCGGCAGAUCUGAAGUAUCGCAAGAUGCUGAUGGAAUGUCGACAAGAAGCCAACGUGAAUGAAAUAUCAUCAGACGAAGAUGAGUUGGAGUACUUGACUGAAGUAUCAGGUACUGGUCGAGUGGUUGCAACGCCAGCACUCUCUGCACCUCGCACGCACGGAGAGGCCAGCCAGACGAACAGCACCAGCCACGAGGACCGAGGCGGCAGUGAUGCAGCCUGUCCGAUCAACGGCCUCUCUAGUGGCGCUGCUCCCUCCAUGUCAUCGCAGCUUGUUACCGAUGAGGACUACAUCAACAUGAUGAAGAGACACCGGAAACGGAGACACCGCCAGGACUGUCAUCCUGAAUUGAAUACGGAUGGUACAACGCUCAACGACAUUUUGGGACGCUGUCAAAUGGCAAAGAGACCGAAGCUAGCCACCAAGAAACAUUCUGUCAUCAUUCCGAAGAAAGCAUCCGCUGCUUCCAAGAACCUGCUGAAUGGCACUCUGAAGGGCAAGGUCAAAGGCAAGCCAGGCAAGAAAAGCACUAAGCAUCAACAGCAGACUCCUGCUGAAGUUACAGCGCUGGGUGCGCAUACUUCAUUCUUUGCUCUAGUCCGGCACCUGUUCAGUGGCUGUGCGGACUCCCGCACGUCCAUGCAUCGCCUGGAGGAGAAGAUUCUCAUCUGGCAGAACUCUGAUGCUGGGAUCAACUGCGACUGGGCGCUGGAGGAAGAGAGCUGGGUAGCCUUGGUACUACCCGCACUCAGAUAUCUUGCUGCUGAGGAUGGAGCCGUAUCAUCUUUCUCACCGCUGCCUGGGUUUGCACCGAUGACUGAUUUCAAGGAUCGCAUUCAGCAGUGGAAGUGGAUAGGUCACGGGCGAGAUUCGGACACAGCGCUCAAGGCACUGUGCGACCAUUUCCUAGCAACUCGCCGUGACAUUGUGGAACCUGACCUUGGCGAAAAGUCGCCGCCGCCACCACUAACUGUAACCGAUUACGUAGUGAGGGCUAGCACAAGGGAUGAGAAGGGUCAGUUCCAAUCUCAGGAGUCACGGCGCUAUGCAAAUGCUCACCGAUCAUUCACAUACCACAUGCAUGGGUUCUUCUCGGUGGUUGGGCCAGUCAAGGGAGUGUUCAACAAAGACUCUGGCCUCAGUAAGGCCAGAGAGCACCCGCUGCUGAUCUCUAAUCGACCAGCUUGUGUGACUAUCUUGUCUAUCGUACGCGACGCUGCAGCUCGACUGCCUAAUGGUGAAGGCACCCGUGCUGAGAUUUGUGUCCUGGUGCGUGACUCUCAGUACAUUGCCCCGUCAGCUACAGAUCAAUCGGUACAUACUGUGGUGAGUGGUGCUCUGGAUCGUCUCCACUAUGAGAAGGAUCCGUGUGUGCGGUAUGACAGUAACCGAAAGCUAUGGGUCUACCUGCAUAGGAACCGCUCUGAAGAAGAAUUCGAAAAACUGCACCAGGCAUCUGCGGCCGCGAUACGUGCCAAGAAGCAGCUUCUUCACAAGGCCAAGGGAAAGCCACUUACGGGAUCUGGCAACUACCCUGUUUCUGUGCCUCCCACCACAACCAAGUCUGGCAAGUUGCAUGGCAAUUCGAAGGCUGCCAAAGCUGCAGCAGCGGCGGCGGCCAACGCCUCCAAAGCUGCAGCUCUAUCAAAUCAUCGCAACUCUGCUAGCUCAACAGACAGCGCCGGCAACGGCUCACUGGUCAUCAGUGAGUCUCGUAGCAACCGCGAUAAGUUGCAGCACCAUCACCGUACGCCCGCCAUUGCUGCGGCUAUUGCCGCCGCUGGUGGCCAUGGCAAUGUCUCUCCCAGUCCUAGCAAUCUGAGCAGUGCAGCUGACAGCGACAGCAGUUCUACUGGCACCAGUGCUGCCUCCGGUAGUAGCAGUGGCAGCGACGACGACGACGACGAUGAUGAGGACAGCAGCAGUGGCUCAGGAGAAUCCGAUAGUGACGAUGCAAACAGUGGCGAUGAUGACGAGGAUGACGAUGCUGUUAGUGCAGGUAGUGAUGGUGAUGAUGACGACGACAACGAAGUCAGUGAUGAUGGUGACGAGGAUAGUAGCAGUGGUGAUGAAGAUGAUGACGAUGACGACGACGAUGACGACGACGACGAUGAUGAUGACUCUGAUGUCGACGCGGCAACUGAUUCAGAUGCUGCUAGUGGCGAUGAAGAUGAUGACGAUGACGACGAUGGGGAUGUGAGUGCAGAUGACGAUGAUGAUGACGACGACGAUGAUGAUGACGACGAUGACGCAGACGAUGAUAGUAAUGAUGAUGACGACGAUGAUGAUGACAGUGAUGUAGAUAGCGGUGAUGAUUCCAAACAACUGGACGACGACGAUGAGAAUUUGAGUGCAAGCAGCGAUGAAGGUGAUGGUAAUGGCCCUGACAGCGAAAUGUCUGCUGAUGAGAUGGAUGAUGAAGACGACGAGGAUGAAGAGGACGAAGAACCUAUGGAUGGCUGCUGAGCGUCUUGCGUGUCCUACGUGUCCUGCUUGCCCUGUAAGCCACUAGUAAUGUAGCUGCGAGAGUCACCGUCCAAAUCUAGCAUGACAUGUACGUAUAGAUCCAGCACAGUCUAUGUGUUGUGCUGUGCUAGAACUCUCAACGGCUCUGCGACCAUUCACGUUUCCACAUCACAUGCCUAGUUUGCACUUGACCAAUCCCAACUUUGUCAGUGCCAGUGCUGUAUUCCUCGAACUCAGUUUUAUACAAGGAAGAACGGUUGCCUUCCAAGAUUUCUACUUUCCGCCGUGUGCACCUUUUUUUCUCAUCAGCUUGAAAUGCCGUGUGGCUGCAUUCUUGUUUGUUGUAUUACCAUGCCGCCGUCGCAUUCUAUUUUGUGCCUGGACGGUGCAAGAGUAGCUUACACCCUCAUCCCAGCCACCACUGCCACAGGGCCAACUGGUCCGGUUAGUAGGCGCCGCCUAGACAAUGUUAUAAGGUUUUUUUUAAAGAAUGUGUAUUGUACGUUGCUAUGCCCUGUGUCAUGCGGUGCAUGUCCCAUCCAGCAGGUAUAUCUGUCAUAUGAAGCUGUCCUGCAUCCCACGCUGAUCCGUCCUGCCCCACCUAUAUUUUUGAAAUUACUCGUAUCUGUUGCCUCCUGUUCUAUGGUUUGUUCCUUUCCUUCAUAUCCACUCACAUGGUUUAUGUCCUCCUCCCCUUCACAGCCACUCGACCUCACUCGUUUUAUGGUCCAUGUUUUGUUUUAUCCUGCCAUGUCAUCACUCUGUGUUGCUGUUAAUUUAUUGUGGCAUGGAAUCCGCUUUUUAAUAAAUAAAAUAAAUAAACUAA
Molecule: messenger RNA, 3980 nt
Organism: Sycon ciliatum
Lineage: Eukaryota; Metazoa; Porifera; Calcarea; Leucosolenida; Sycettidae
Product: nuclear factor related to kappa-B-binding protein-like
Exons: 24
Coding region: 194-3154 (986 amino acids)
Cellular component (GO): Ino80 complex
Molecular function (GO): protease binding
Source: RefSeq, a predicted model, not a curated record